GCUGCAUAACACCGGAAGGAAGUGGGUGUUAGCUGACUGACGUUAGCGGGUUACAUUUACGAAGGCUGCUGUGGCUUCUAUGGAAGAGAUGUCAGGAGAGAGUGUGGUGAGCUCGGCAGUGCCGGCAGCUACAACCCGGACUACAUCCUUCAAGGGCUCCAGCCCCAGCUCCAAAUAUGUGAAAUUAAAUGUGGGUGGGGCACUGUACUACACUACCAUGCAGACACUAACCAAACAGGACACAAUGCUCAAAGCUAUGUUCAGUGGCAGGAUGGAGGUCCUUACUGACAGUGAAGGUUGGAUCUUGAUCGAUCGCUGUGGAAAACAUUUUGGAACAAUCCUUAACUAUCUUAGAGAUGGGGCAGUGCCACUGCCAGACAGCCGACGAGAAACUGAGGAACUGCUUGCGGAGGCCAAGUAUUACCUUGUCCAAGGCUUAGCUGAUGAAUGCACUGCUGCCUUGCAGAACAAAGAAACGUAUGAACCCCUUUGUAAAGUGCCUCUGAUGACAUCAUCCAAGGAAGAGCAGAAGCUUAUUGCAAUGUCGAAUAAGCCUACUGUCAAACUGUUGUACAACAGAAGCAACAACAAAUAUUCAUACACCAGCAAUUCUGACGACAACAUGCUGAAAAACAUCGAGCUGUUUGACAAGCUGUCAUUGCGGUUCAACGGCCGAGUCCUCUUCAUCAAAGAUGUGAUUGGAGAUGAGAUCUGUUGUUGGUCAUUUUACGGCCAGGGGCGUAAGAUUGCUGAAGUUUGCUGCACCUCCAUUGUUUAUGCUACAGAAAAGAAGCAGACAAAGGUUGAGUUUCCUGAGGCACGUAUUUAUGAGGAGACUCUCAACAUCCUUCUGUAUGAGUCCCAUGAUGGGAGAGGUCCAGACAAUGCCCUGCUGGAGGCCACAGGGGGCGCCGCAGGACGAUCUAACCAUCUGGAUGAGGACGAGGAGCGAGAACGAAUUGAAAGAGUUCGUAGGAUUCAUAUCAAACGGCCGGAUGACCGCACACAUCACCUUCAGUGACCCUCUUCCCCUGACCGUCAUCCUGUGUCUCUGACAGUUUUUGCACCACACCUGUGCCUUACAACUCCCAGCGCCUCUGUCUCCCCAACUUGUUAUUUUACCAGCUUUCUCAAGGAGACUACUAUGAGAUGAGAGUCACAUCUGUGUGUAGGGGAGAAGUGUUUUAGCAUUGUUUUCAUGUGUCCACUUGUCAUCUUUGUUGUGUCUGACAGGCCGUAGUCUUUGUUAGUCACAAUUAUUCCUAUUGCUGCUUUCUGCUGGUGUGCAGGAACUCCUUGACAUUCAACUUUUAUCCUGGGUGUGUGAAAACAGACAAACAGAAGUGAUAUUGUCAGUAUAGAUCUGUUAAUCAAGGUUUAUCUUAACUCGAUUGCAUCCAGGAGAACAUAAAUUAUGUCAUGUGAGCAACUUAAAUGUAUUAAUGUAAUUUUUGCUUCUCCCAGAAGUGGUUCUGACGGGUCCACUGUGAGGUCAUCAGAGGAUGAACCAGAUGUUAAAAACAGUUAGGCCACUGGGUGGCACUGUUUCACUCUGAGAUGUGAUCAAGGCUUUUCUUUCCAGCCCACAGAUACUAGCAAUUAAACCUUUAAAAACUAUAAUGUUUUGAUACAGUAAAGGUUUCACAGGUGGAUGCAACAUAUUACUGUAGUGCUUCUGCCACAUUUACUUUUAACAAGCAUUUCCCCCUUCACCCCAUUAGAUGAUUAUUAUUUUUCAGUUGAGGAAACCUGAGCUUGUGACCUGAGGUGUUAAAUGUACUGGGACGAUUGAAUGAUGGAUGCUGAGGUUGAAGUGAUUGACAGUAACCAGAGCUCUCUCCUGGGCAGGAAGGAAGUCCUGUCUACAAGCUUUUACUGGAGAGAAAUUAGACCCAUCCUUCAUCGCUGCAUUUAUCACACAAUGUACUGUUUGCACACGUUUUAAGUUGAAAUAUGUCUAACAAUCUCAGUACUUUUAGGUCUAUUCUACAGAAGUGACCCAUAUAUGUAUGUUAUAUAUUUAUACCUACUUUAUCACAAAUAAAUUUCUACAUACAAACCUUU
This is a messenger RNA of Solea senegalensis (Senegalese sole), 2064 nucleotides long. It is a transcript of the gene kctd10, whose product is annotated as potassium channel tetramerization domain containing 10. The transcript is spliced from 7 exons. Gene Ontology annotation, cellular component: Cul3-RING ubiquitin ligase complex. The record is from RefSeq and is a predicted model, not a curated record. The coding region runs from base 80 to 1021 and encodes 313 amino acids. Gene Ontology annotation, biological process: protein homooligomerization; protein ubiquitination; negative regulation of Rho protein signal transduction. Lineage: Eukaryota; Metazoa; Chordata; Actinopteri; Pleuronectiformes; Soleidae. Gene Ontology annotation, molecular function: protein binding; ubiquitin-protein transferase activity.